UAACCACGUUCCACUCAGUUUCAAUUAAAAAAAUGAUACGCUCGGUGCUAAACGCAGUUAAGAGAAAUCUAAAACCAAUUAGGAGUAAAACUGUUACAACAUCUAGCAAUCUUCCAUUGCAAGUUGAUGCUGUAGUAAUUGGUGGUGGCGUAAUCGGUUGUAGUAUUUUAUACCAACUAUCGAAGCGUGGUGUUCGCGUAUUACUUGUCGAACGUGGUAAAUUAACGUGUGGAACAACAUUUCACACAGCCGGACUAGUAUGGAGUUUAAGACACAGUCAAUUCGAAAUUGAAAUGUUAAAGAGAACGAAACGAGUUUUCAGCGAAUUGGGUGCAGAUAAUUGCGGUUGGAUAAACAAUGGAUCGCUUUUCAUUGCACACUCUAAGGAAGAGUUAAGAGAAUUUGCAGUAUUGAGCGAACUCGGUAAAUCAUUGGGAGUAAAUAGUUUCAUUUUGAGUGAAAGUGAAGCUAGAGAGUUGUUUCCACUGUUGGAGUCGAAGAAUUUUAUUGGAGCACUUUAUUCGCCAGAUGAUGGUGUUGUCGAUCCAUAUCUACUUUGCAGUGCCCUGAUCAAAGCUUCAAGACGUUUGAACGGGACGGUGCUUGAGAAUUGUAGCGUAAAGGAAAUCUUAUUUGACCAAAAUGAACAGGGACGAAAAGUUAGAGGUGUAUUAACUGACAUAGGAAGUGUUGAAGCGGAUUGUGUUAUCAAUGCUAGAGGACUUUGGUCGAAUCAGUCCAUAAUGGGUAAAGACACACCAUUACCAUUUAUAACAAUGAAACACUCGUACGUCGUCACAGACACUAUACAAAAUCUAAACAAAUGGCCAAACAUACGUGAUCACGACUUAUCAAUUUACUUUCGAGUUCAAGGUCAGUCUCUUAUCAUCGGCGGCUAUGAAUCAAAUCCAACAGUCGUCAACAAUGUUCCGAACGAUUUCCAAUUUAGUUUGUAUGAAAUGGAUUGGACAACGUUUGAACCAUUGAUGCAAAAUGCAAUAAAACUCUGUCCGACCCUUGAAAGUGUUGGUAUUAAGUCGUCAAUAUGUGGACCAGAAGCGUUUUCCAUUGAUCGUAAACCAAUUGUGGGCCCGGACUACCAUAUAAAUGGUUUGUUUCACGCAUGCGCUUUUAGUUCGAAUGGAAUGAUGUUAAGUGGUGGCGUUGCUGAACGAGUAGCUCAUUGGGUGGUCAACGGUAUGUCGAGUGUGGAUGUGGGACUGUACGAUUUGAAAAGAUUCGACAGCGAGAAGGCAAUGGACAAGGCCUGGAUACAACAAAAAUGUGUGGAGAAUUAUUCUAAUAAAUCUAGAAGUAAGCAAACUAUACUUAAAAUGUAGUCAAAAACAAACAACAAGAUGAGUCGUAUCUGGUACUUCUUUUGUUCGCCUAAUAGUUGUCACAAAAUCUUUUACUUCAUUCGUUAAAAAGAAUAAUUGG
Messenger RNA from Bradysia coprophila, 1440 nucleotides. Its product is annotated as sarcosine dehydrogenase, mitochondrial-like. NCBI's taxonomy places the organism in Eukaryota, Metazoa, Arthropoda, Insecta, Diptera, Sciaridae. The record is from RefSeq and is a predicted model, not a curated record. Gene Ontology annotation, molecular function: sarcosine dehydrogenase activity. Gene Ontology annotation, cellular component: cytoplasm; mitochondrial matrix; mitochondrion.